AUGGCCGUGUGCGUCGGGAUGCUGCGCCUGCAGAGGCUGUGCGUGGGAGGCCCCGGGGUGCUGGGGGCCCCGGCCGUCCGCGCCCGAGGCUGGCGGGAAGCGAGCUGGCUGGGCGCCCGCCCUCUCAGUUCCAGUUCUGGAGAUGCAGACCACAGCGUGCCCCUGCCCAUUGGAGGCUGCAGCUACGUUCAGGGCCACACCAGAACUCAUCUCAUCAGCAAGACCGUGGGCUGGUGUCUGAAUGCCACAGCCCAGCGGGUCCCAGACCGAGAGGCCCUGGUGGUGGCCCAUGAAAACAUCAGGUUGACCUUUGCCCAGCUCAAGGAGGAGGUGGACAAAGCUGCUUCCGGGCUCCUGAGCCUCGGCCUCUGCAAGGGCGACCGGCUGGGCAUGUGGGGACCUAACUCGUACACGUGGGUGCUCAUGCAGUUGGCCACUGCCCAGGCGGGCAUUGUUCUGGUGUCUGUGAACCCAGCCUAUCAGGCACAAGAGCUGGAGUAUGCCCUCAAGAAGGUGGGCUGCAAAGCCCUUGUGUUCCCCAAGCAAUUUAAGACCCAGAGGUACUACGACAUCCUGAAGCAGAUCUGCCCUGAGCUGGAGGGGGCCCAGCCGGGGGCCUUGAAGAGUCCAAGGCUCCCAGACCUGACCAUAGUCAUCUCUGCAGAUGCCCCCCUGCCGGGGACUCUGCUCCUGAAGGAAGUGGUGGCAGCAGGCGGCUUGGAGCAGCACAUGGCCCGCCUCCGUUAUGCCCAGGGGUUCCUGUCCUGCUAUGACCCCAUCAAUAUUCAGUUCACUUCGGGGACAACAGGCAGCCCCAAGGGGGCUACCCUCUCCCACUUCAACAUCGUCAACAACUCCAACAUGAUCGGGGAGCGCAUGAAAAUGCACCUGAAGCCGCCAGAGGCGCUGCGGAUUGUGCUGCCCAGUCCCCUGUACCACUGCCUCGGCUCGGUGGCGGGCACCAUGGUGAGUGUGAUGUAUGGCACCACCCUCAUCCUGUCUUCGCCCAGCUUCGAUGGCCACAUGGCGCUGGAGACCAUUAGCAAAGAGAGAGGCUCCUUCCUGUAUGGCACCCCCACUAUGUUUGUGGAUGUUCUGAACCAGCCGGACUUCGCCAGUUAUGACAUCUCGACCAUGCGUGGAGGUAUAAUUGCUGGGUCCCCUGCACCCCCAGAGUUGAUCCGAACCCUCAUCAGCAAGAUGAACAUGAAGGAGCUGGUGGUUGCCUAUGGAACAACGGAGAAUAGUCCUGUGACCUUCAUGAGCUUCCCUGAGGACACAGUGGAACAAAAGGCCAAGAGUGUGGGUCGGGUCAUGCCCCACACGGAGGCCCAGAUUGUGAACCUUGAGACCGGCACAAUGAUGGAGUUGAACAUGCCCGGGGAGCUGUGGGUCCGCGGCUACUGCGUCAUGCUGGGCUACUGGGACGAGCCCCAGAAGACCCAGGAGGCCAUCGGGCAGGAUAAGUGGUACCGGACAGGAGACAUCGCCACCAUGGACGAGGGCGGCUUCUGCAGGAUCGUAGGCCGCUCUAAGGACAUGAUCAUCCGCGGCGGGGAGAACAUCUACCCCGCUGAGAUAGAGAACUUCUUUCACAAGCAUCCUCAGGUGCAGGAAGCACAGGUGGUGGGUGUGAAAGACGAGAGGCUGGGCGAGGAGGUGUGUGCCUGCCUGCGGCUGAAGAGUGGGGAGAAAGCCACAGCCGAAGAGAUCAGGAACUUCUGCAAAGGGAAGAUCUCUCACUUCAAGAUUCCCCGCUACAUUGUGUUCGUCAACCAGUACCCCCUCACCAUCUCAGGAAAGAUCCAGAAAUUCAAACUCCGAGAGGAGAUGGAGCGGCACCUGAAGCUGUGAAGGCUGGAAAGGGUGGUGGCGGGGCUCUGGGAUCGGGCAUAAAGGGCUUCUCUGUGGGCUUGGGGGGGGAGGGUCUUGCUGGUGUACUCUCCUGGCAGCUAGGGGAUGGAGAUGAGAAGAGAACGGAAGGGAAGCUGGCAUCUCCUUGUCAGAGGUGCCCCGGUGAUACAAUGGUUGCCAGUGAACCCAAAGGUUGGCGGUUCAAAUCCAUCCAGCAGCUCCGCAGGACAACGGCUGGCUGUCUUCAUGAAGUUUACAGGCUAGAGAACUGCACGUGGGGCUGGAUGAUGAGGACUGACUCCACGGCGCCUGAUGACAACAUUCUUAUCUCCCCCGCCCCCAAUGUUUACUGGCAUUUAAUUCAUAGAUCAUAUAAUUCAAUCAUUGAGCCACAUCAGGAAGAGUUGUACAGUUACCACCUAGCACACUCAGUUGUAGAGCACUUUCUCUGUUCUUGCACACGAUUAACAAUAUUCUUGUCGAAGAUGGCAUUAGUCACUUGGAUGUACCCGUUGGUCCCUGGGUGGCCCCAAGGGUUCCUGACUGACCAUUAACCUAGAAGUUCGCAGCCAUGAGAGGAAGGCCUGGCAAACCGAUUCCAUAGAGACUCCAGCCAGGUGCCCCUCUGUGGAAGAGGUCUGCUCUGUCAUGACCCGGCUGCUGAAAGCCGGGCUCCCUGGCAGUGAAAUCUACUCUAUUCUCUUGACUGUUACAAAGGUUGAUUUAACAACAACAACAAAAAUUGAAUGUGAAAAAUG
This is a messenger RNA of Echinops telfairi (small Madagascar hedgehog), 2612 nucleotides long. It is a transcript of the gene ACSF2, whose product is annotated as acyl-CoA synthetase family member 2. The transcript has 16 exons. Gene Ontology annotation, biological process: fatty acid metabolic process. Lineage: Eukaryota; Metazoa; Chordata; Mammalia; Afrosoricida; Tenrecidae. Gene Ontology annotation, molecular function: medium-chain fatty acid-CoA ligase activity. The record is from RefSeq and is a predicted model, not a curated record. The coding region runs from base 1 to 1854 and encodes 617 amino acids.